Peromyscus eremicus (cactus mouse) is the source of this 274-nucleotide messenger RNA. Its product is annotated as ATP synthase subunit f, mitochondrial-like. The coding region runs from base 1 to 267 and encodes 88 amino acids. Gene Ontology annotation, biological process: proton motive force-driven mitochondrial ATP synthesis. The record is from RefSeq and is a predicted model, not a curated record. Lineage: Eukaryota; Metazoa; Chordata; Mammalia; Rodentia; Cricetidae. The transcript has a single exon. Gene Ontology annotation, molecular function: proton-transporting ATP synthase activity, rotational mechanism.
AUGGCAUCGCUCGUGCCACUAAAGGAUAAGAAGCUCAUGGAGGUUAAACAUGGAGAGCUGCCAAGCUGGAUAAUGAUGUGGAAUUUCACCCCCAGUGGCAUAGCGGGAGCCUUUCAGAGAGGUUCUGACUGGUAUUACAACAAGUACAUCAACGUGUGGAAAGGUAGCAUCUCGGGGAUUAACAUGGUGCUGGCAGCCUAUGUAGUUUUCAGCUACUGCAUUUCUUACAAGGAACUCAAACAUGAACAGCGAUGCAAGUACCACUGAAGAAGGG